Messenger RNA from Cherax quadricarinatus, 8237 nucleotides. RefSeq names its product cold shock domain-containing protein CG9705. Lineage: Eukaryota; Metazoa; Arthropoda; Malacostraca; Decapoda; Parastacidae. Gene Ontology annotation, biological process: regulation of mRNA stability. Gene Ontology annotation, cellular component: cytoplasm. The record is from RefSeq and is a predicted model, not a curated record. Gene Ontology annotation, molecular function: mRNA 3'-UTR binding.
GUUCCAGUUCACCAGCAGGACAGACACACCACUGCAGCGCUCCGCUACACUUCUCGCUCCUCGUAUCUUUCCUUAAUAAGCAGGGAGGCUGGAGAUGCAGCAGUAUUGCUGGGAUUGUUGCGUCCUGGGAGUUACCAGAAGAAAAACCACUUGAAAUAAGAUACAUAAUGUCAUCACCGUGCAGUCUUACACCAGACAGUCCCAACAAAGGGUUCCUUCUUCAGAUUCCCUCACCUAUCAUCACGAGACGUAACCGAACCAAGUCUACGACAGAAAUAGCCAGCAGCAACCCUGAGGUGAAAGGCAAAGUAAAAUACUUUUGCCGCACUAAAGGACAUGGCUUCAUUAUUCCAGAUGAUGGCUCAGAAGACAUUUUUCUUCACAUUUCUGACAUUGAAGGAGAGUACGUUCCUCAGGAGGGAGAUGAAGUGACGUACCGCUUGUGUCCCAUCCCUCCUAAAAGAGAAAAAUGCCAAGCCACGCAUGUGCGUAUUAUUAACUUCACCCCUGAAGUGCAUCAUCGCUGGGACUGCAAACCUGAAGAGGAAAAGCAUUAGGAUCCAUGCAACUCACUAACAACUGCCAAUAUCAGUAUGGUUAUGUAUGUGAUCUUUGCUUUAACUGUAUUUUGCUGAUGGUAAAGUGUAACUGAUUUUAAAUCAUUUUGUUGCAAUGUAGGCCGGCAAAAACACACACACCCUAAAGAUUGAGUCGGAAGUCAAUUGAGCCAUGCCAGGAGUGCCAGAAAACCUGCCUGAUCUGCUGGGUGCAUACAAACAUGCACACUCAGUAUUUACUGCACACACAUUAAGGCAAUAGAUAUAUCUGAUAUAAUUAUGAACCUACAAUAUUAAUGACAGUUAUAAUGUUGAAGUUUGAUGGUGGUCAUUGUAUAAAAAUGUUUACAUGUUACGUAGAAGUAAUUUCAUCAGUAAUAAUUACAUUUCAAUGCCACACUACCACUGUUGUUAGUAUUAUCUGUGACUCAUUAAUUAUUCAUUAUUAAUCCUAAUACUCAACAAUGAUCUUGAAUGGCUGUUCUUGUAAACACUUACCCCUGUUUUAUUGCUUUUACUAAAGCUACAUUAUACAUUGUUUUGUUACAACUAUAUUUGUAUUUGUGUACAGUAUAUCUAUGUAUAUGUAAUGCCUUUUGACCAGUUGGUCAAACAAGGAGAAAAUAAAAUCUAGAGAAUUCUCUCAUGCAUUGAUAAAUAUAUGGUAUUUUAUGAAUUAACAGGGUACAGGAAUUUUAAGUGUUUUUACAUAAACUUACACAGUAACAAUUUAAACUCAACUUUGGCAAAAUGAUUGUGGCUUUAUAAGCCAGUAUUGCAAGCUCUCUCUGAUAACAGCGAUUCCUUGAUUUAACAUAUUGAUAGGGGGAGUGAAUGUUCUUUAAAAGUCAAUAGUCCAUUAAAUUCUAAGGAUGAAAUUGAUUUUCCACGAUUGUAAAAUUAACAGAUAAUUCUCAAUUUGUUAAACCCAAAAGUCAGUUUACCCAGCAGAUCACAACAGUAACAGAUAAUUCUGGAUUUAACAGACUGUAUUAAAUCUGAAGUAAAUCUGUCCAGUGGAUCAUAGCAUUAACACAGUUCUGGGUUUAAUGAACCUAGUCUGUGACUUAUGGAUGCCCAGCCACAGAUUUUUAAUGUUAAAUCCAAAAUGUGUUAAAUCAGGGUCAGUAAACUCAAGGUUUUUACUAGACAUACAUUCAUGUACACAUAUGUAUAUGCAUAUACAUGCAUGCAAUAAGAUCACAGUAAACAGGUGAUAUCACAAUAUGCAGAACAACCACUGUGAAAAAAUAGUGAAAUUCAAAGUGCUUUUGUGACAUCUCACAUUAUCAGGGAACUAUAUGGAACUUCUCACAUUAUCAAGGAACAUAUAGUUCCUUGAUAAUGUGAGAAGUCACAAAAGCGCUUGGGAUUUCACUAUUUUUUCACAGUGGUUGUUCUGCAUAUACAUGCAUACUUACGUCAGGGUUGGCAUAAUUGUCUACGUUUUAAAAAGGUACAUCUCACCUGGGUGCUAGAUUUAAAAAGAAAAAUGCAUAUAAGUAGGCAAAAAUGAGGUUAAUUUUUUUUUACAAUAAAACAACCUGAUAGAAUAUUACUGUCAGUCCACAGAACAAAAGACAGUUGUGUUUAUUAACUAACUUGUGUUGUUUUUUUUUUUUUUUUUUUUUAGAUACGAACAGACUUCUGGUGGAAAACUUAUUUUGUCUAUACAGUUGACAGUUAUAUUAUACAGGUUUAUUUUCCAUGCUUAGGCUAUUACGUUAUUGAAAAAUUGCGGCAAAAUUUUAUAUAACGCUUAAUAAAAUUAACUUAAUACAGUUUAGCUUGUUCAGUUUGUGGGUGGGGAAGAAAUUAGGAGCGUCAUCCACGGGCUACAGGGGUAUUUACCAAGCUUCUGGAACAAAUUUAACACUGCAGAUGCCAUCAGCUAUGCUAGAAGUGCAUGGAGUGAAGGGCCCCAAUCAGCAUUAAAUGCAGGCUGAGGAAAGUUAUGUCCUGUAGCUAAUUCUUUCACUGGUUUCCCCUAGCUUGAGAGUUGAGUACAGGAAAUUGUUCAGCUGGCAAGGAGAAUACCAGGUGAUAGCUUUGAAGAUAUGAUGGAAAAAGAUGUAAAUGAGCUCUUAGAAGAUGAUAAUGAUGAAGACAGGAGUCCAGAGGAAAUGUUGGCAGAGCUCAAUGUACAGAUACAAGGGAACCAGAUAAAAGAUGAUGAAGAGCCUCCAGAAAAACAGUUAACAUUGCAGCAGUUAAUUGAGCAGUUUCAUGUUGCUGCUAAACUAGUGGACUUUUUCUCUGAAGAGGACCCUGACAAAUCUAGAAGCAGUACUUUGAAAUGGGGUCUAGACCAGCUGAUGAUGCCUCAUUGUCAGCUGCAUAUUGUAGUGCAGAGUAAAAGAGCCCAGAGAUCCAUUACUGGUCUGUCACCCCCUUUUUUUUUGAUCUCUGCCGUGAUGGUGUGUGUGUGUGUGUGUGUGCAGGCCCUAAAUUUGCCUGCUGGGACAGCUGGCCUCUUGGUUGCUUCUUGCCCAUUAUCUGCUGAGAAGUCCUUCCUCAUAAGUCAGUUCUUGUGACUAUUAUUACCAGAGGUUAUGCAGCCCUAAAGCCACCCCACUGGUUAUGCAUUCUCCACUGCACUGUGGAACCUUCUAAGGUCUUCACAACAUACAACUCAACUUUAGAUGAUGGUAUAUGUAGUUCUUUGUUGAGUAUCUUGUAUGUUUGUAGGGACAUUGCUCUUCUCCAGGUGAUUAUCACUGCUCUAAGGACAACUUCUUGAGGGUCAAUGGGCUAUACGUUGAUGAUAGCUGGCGGCGACUCAGCAUUGUCUUGUGAUGUAUUAUAGAGAUGAAGCUGCUGGGUCACUCAACUCCUGAUCUGACCAGUAUCAUAGUACUCGGCCUUCCAUUGAUACUUAUCUGCCAUGGACGCGAUGUUAGAGUCGCUCGCAAUCUUCACAUUGAGCAUGAAAGCCUUCCUGUUUUCCAAAUCACAUAUCAGUAAGUCAGGCUUUCGUGUACCAAGCACUGUUGGUAUCUGCAGCUCCUUAGCCACAGCAUGCUUCUUUACCACACAAUCUGCGGCGAUGCAUCCACCACGUUAUGUCGUCGGACCCGUUGCCCAUGGAGUCUUGGACACGCCUGCAGGUGUCCCAGGGACUCAUGUUGAUCACAACCUUCACAGGUUGUAUUUAUUGAUCUUCGUCCUCUUGCACGCCUUGUUUUAGUUGGCAUUAAAUUAUGUUUGAUCUUCAAGGCAUCAAUAUAUAUGGCCUCCUUCAUGAGGCUCGUUCCAUUCGCCAUCCAUCUAUGGACCUGCGGGACGAAAUGAUGUUCCUUCAGUCCCGCGCCAUCUACCGAACCCACUAAGACAUUGGUCCAUUCCUUAAGCUCCUGCUGUCUAAUCGUUACAACAACAUUCCUCACUUUACUUUGUCCAACAAACCUUAAUGCCUUAAGGGUGUUCGGGUGUAAGGCCAGGUACCUUAUUACGUGAUCUUCUGAAUUGUGGAAUGCAUCAAGCCUGUUCCUCCACAAUAUUGGAACCCUUGUUGACAGACAAAUAUACCCUAGAUGCCCCGCAGCUGCUGGUGCAUAAUAUACACCAAUUGCUGUAUCUUUUGGUAACUUCAGCCAUUUCUUAAACAUUUGCCUGAUCAAUUUGUCCGACGUCCUCAAGGUAGUCUGACAGACGCCACCCAGCACCAUGAUAUGUAUGAUGCCAGGAAUCAGGUGCUUAUUUAACGUAUAUAACCAUUGUUGUGGUUUUAGGGGAGCUUCGUCAAGCGUCGCAAGUUUCUCACGAAGCUUUUGGAUGUCAGGCUUUUCCCUUCCAGCUGAAGAAAAGUGCAUUCCCAAGUACUUACAUACUGCUGUUGGUUGAAGGGAAUGCACUCGGGCUUCGUAAAUUUCCAUUUUGUGCGUCAUACAUACGUACCAUUUCUUCAUUCUUGGUACCAUUUGAAGUUUUAAAGUGGCACACUUCUGUGUGUUUAUUUCUAACCCUGAUGCUUCCAACAGCCUCAAAAACAGCUGCAACUGUGCAUGAAGACCUUGUUCGGACUCAGCAACCAACACCACAUCAUCAGCAAAAGCCAAGGCAAACACCUUUGACUCAGCAUCAGCUAUUGGCCAUCCAAUCUGCUCGUUUAAAGCCAACAGCGCUUCAUUCAUUGCUAUAUUAAAGAGAAUGCAUGAGAGGGGGUCCCCUUGCUUCACCCCUCUACACACACUCCCUUCUUUUCCCAUAACCUCAGUAGAUGCAUCAGCAUAAGUUGACAUAAUACAGUGGACCCCCUGCCUUACAAUAUAAUUUCAUUCCAGAAGUAUGUUCAGGUGCCGUUACCGAACGAAUUUGUUCCCAUAAGGAAUGUUGUGAAUUAGAUUAGUCCGUUUCAGAUCCCCAAAAAUACACAUACAAAAGCACUUACAUAAAUACACUUACAUAAUUGGUCGCAUUGGAAGCUGAUCGUAAGGCGGGGGUCCACUGUAUAAUUAAUCACCAAAAGAGGUACAUUGUGUAUUUGGAAUGCCCUUCUAACCGAAGAAUGGUUUACGGAGUCAUGGGCUUUCUUCACAUUUAAAAAUAUAGUAUACAGCAGUUUUAUCUUGGUUUUGCUCUCACUAAUUUUUGCAUCCAACAACAACACAUUCUGGGCCAGGCCAUCCGUGGGUAGAAACGCUCUUUGUGCCAUGUGGAGGGGAACCCAGUUGACCCACCUCGCUGCCAGUAUUUUAUGAAACGCUCUCACAAUAAUACUAGAUAUAGUGAUGGGUCUGUAUUGACCUGGUUGGUCAGGAUGAUCCACCUUAGGCAGAAAAACAGUUCUGGCCUUUCUAAAAACCUUCGGCAAAUAUCCAAUAUAUAUCCAGAUGUUAAACAAAUCGACCCAGAAGUGUUCAGAAACAUUUUCAGAUCUUUAAGCAUCCAUCCAUCAGGACCUGGUGCAAAAGUGCCAUUGGACGCAGCUACCGCUCUCUUAAACUCAUCCACCUUGACAGGUAACUGUAGCUGCCAUAAUUGAUUUUCAACAAGUAUCUGCCUUGGUCUUACAUCCUCCUCAGAUGAUCUAGCGAACAAAUUCAACCAAAACUCCUGUAGUUGCUUUUUAGAUACAGCUUGCUGUUCAGGGGCACCCAAGUGCCGCCAACUUCCUUCCAGGACCAUCUUUGCACACUUGGACCUAUCCUUGUUAUACAGCUUCUGCAGAUCUCUAUAAACUUGUCUCCUUCUAGCUCUUUUUCCUCCCCUGUUGUUAUACUGGGGGCAUUCCUUCCUUGAUUUCCUUCUCUUUCAUUUUUAGUACGUAAUCAUAAUUUCUGCCAUUUCGUCCAAUACAUUCUGGACAGAGGCAACACAUUCAUUGUUAAAACCAAACUCCCCAUACCCAUCCCUCAUUUUCUCCACACAAAGAGUAACAAAGUGUAACAUGUUCUGUAGUUUCUGAGAUGUGUUCGCGUAUGCACACGUGUUCAAUGUAUCAAGUAGGUGCUGUGUUAGUGCAUGUACUGUUGGAACACACAAAUUGUGGGAGAUCUCAAUUCCGAAGUGUCCCUCCCUUCCCCCAAUUCCGUCGUUCUCAGCCUUCUAGUGAGGAACAUCUUGAAUCCUUUGAACACCUCCACCAACAACAACCUCAGACAUUAAUCUGUCUACUAGAGCUCUAUAGGACGCGACCUUCCGGUGACCCUUUAUUGCCUCCACCAAUCUCUUGGUGUGGGCUUCCGCCAACAACAGGUUCAUCCCCGCAGGGACACCUUGACCGAAUUUCCUGGCCUCUCUCAAGAUCUUCACCUCAGCCAUAGCCAACACAUACUCUUCCUCCUUAGACCAUCUGGUCCUCACAUGGGCAACUGCCCCCUCCACAUCCCUAUGAUAUUCAUUGGGAUGCUUACUCCUCUUAUGGAUGGACAACCUAUUCCUGGUUCUACAAACCAUACAAUACUUAAGACAUCGAAAUGGAGCUCCAUUGCCAACAGCUACCAUCACUAGAUAAGGACCACUCAACAGAAGUAGGGUUUUGCCGUGCACAGAACUUGAGUGAGACUUGCUCACUUGUAUGACAACCCGUAAAAGCUAAAUUCACAUAAAAAGGCUUUGCAUGUGGCAGAAUGUGCAGUUUUAGCCUCAGGCUGACUGAUCACCUGCGUUACCAACUCUCACCUGGAAUAUAUCCGGAAGUACUGCACGAGGAUCUUAACCCCUUGACUGUCGCAACCCCAAAUCUUGAGGUGUCUCCUGGUGUCGAAAAAUUUCCAAAAAUAAUUUUUUUUUCUUAUGAAAUGAUAGAGAAUCUUUUCCCGAUUGUAUUGACACCAAAAGAACGAAAUUUGAUGGAAAACUGACUGAAUUACGCUCUCGUGAAGUUAGCGACCUCGGCGAUAUUGACGAAUUGGCGAUUUUGCCCACUUUGAGCCCUAUUUUUGGCUAAAUCCAUUGUUCCAGUCGAUCAAACUCAUAGCUAUUUCUUUAGGACUCCAUUUGUUCUAUCAAUUGAGUACAGGAAACUGCCCAUUUUCCAAUUUCAACUACCCAAUAACGUGGUCAGAAAUUUGCAAUUUGGCCAAUUUCACGAAAAUUAAAAAAUAUGACCAUUUCAAAAUAGGGUCCAGAAUGAACAAUGCAGACAUUCCUGGCUCUAAAAUAACAUUUUCUUUGUUCACCAGUCACGUCUCCACGCCCCUCUGAUAUUACUCUUGCUUUCUAUUUUGAAUUGUUUAUUCAAACAAAAAAUUGAAGAUUUACUGUUAUGCAGACUAAUGCAAUAUUGUAAUAAUUGUAUAAAUAAUGUCAACCCAUUCAUGACUGCAUAUUAGAAUGGCUAGUUGGACAUUUAUUGGACAAUGACAUCAUUUGUUUACUUUUGAACAUCGGCAAAAAUCAAACAUUUCCCCUACUUUGAGCUCCAUUUCAAGGUUCUUUUCAUAGUAAAACCAAUCAAAAUCACCUCUAUUUCUAUAAUAUGUUCUCCAUUCUAUCAAAUGAGACCAAGAAUACAACCAUAAAUACUACACGAAAAUUGACCACAAAGUCGGCAUUUUAAAUAAAAAAAAAGGUUGGAGUUUUUUUUUUCUCAUUAUGCACUGUGUGCUGCAGGAUUUUUUUUUUAUAUGGUUGAUUGGGGAGUUUCUUGUGCUCAAACAAUGGAAGUAACACUAGCGAAAUAUCUAAGAAUUGGGUCGACUGGAAUUGACCUAAAAUAGGAGUCAAAGUGGGCAGUAUCACCGAUUCGUAAAUAUUGCUGAUGUAGUGAAAUUUGCGAAGGUGUAAAUUUUGCCAUUUUCCAACAAAUUUUGUACUUUUUGUUUUAUUACCUUCAGUAAAAGAUUCUCUACCAUUUCAUAAGAAAAAAUAAUUUUUUUUUUAAAAUUCUUGGACCCUGUAGACUUGGAUCCUCAAAGGGUUAAGAAACCUGCUUAACUGAGUAAUUUUUUUUAAAGCCAAUUAUGGAAAAAUGUGUUGCUCAUUAUUGUGCCAAUCCUAAUGUAAAUAUUCACAUACACAUAUUCAUACAUCUAUACACAUAUAUGCAUAUACUCAUGUAUGUACAAGAGGGCCCUGUUUCUAUGGCUGUUAUGUUCCCGACGAUAAGUGAAAUUCACCGACAAUUGUAAUUUUUUUUUAUGUUGAAUGCAUCUUGAAACACCUGAUAUGUUUACAUUAUCAUAUAUUAAGUGCUCAGUACAGCUAGCCAUAAAAAAAAAAGGUACAAAAGUAAAA